Messenger RNA from Podospora anserina S mat+, 2418 nucleotides. RefSeq lists its product as uncharacterized. Gene Ontology annotation, molecular function: protein binding. The annotation marks the transcript as partial. The transcript has a single exon. NCBI's taxonomy places the organism in Eukaryota, Fungi, Ascomycota, Sordariomycetes, Sordariales, Podosporaceae. The record is from RefSeq and is a predicted model, not a curated record.
UUCAGAUGGGUUGCUUGCCAACUUCAGGUCCUGUGGGGGUGUCAUACCAUUCAAGAACUAGAUGAAGCUCUCAAGUCCUUACCCGCCACGCUCGAAGAGAUCUACGAAAGGGAGCUCUUGACAGUCGAAGAGAGGAGGAGUCAAGGGUUUCGCCAUAUUUUGCAAUGGUUGUGUUACUCAAAGCGGCCCCUGAAGCUCGACGAAAUGGCCGAAGUGUUUGCGAUUGACCAAGGGACAAAUUCGCGGCCGCACUACGAUCCCCGACGACGGUUAGUAAAUGCAACGAGAUUCAUUCACAAGCAUAGCAAUCUGGUCUCGGUGGUGCUGGUCAAGUCAAAAGGCGAGCCGCACAAAGAGCUGCGGCUAGCCCACUUGUCCGUCCGAGACUACCUUAUAGGGAGCAAGAUUGUCGGUUCGCCGGCGAAGAUUUUCCAUAUAACGGAACUAUCAGCACACCAGAGCAUAGCGGAAGCGUGUAUUGUCUACCUCCAGCAAAUCGGCACCCCAGAGAAUUCCCCAAAGACCUACCCGCUUGCCCGAUAUGCUGCGCAGUUCUGGUCCUAUCAUGUCCAUGUUACAACCACCGCUGCAACCACCGCCGCUGCGACUGAUCAGUCAUCUGGCACGCUGAUAAUUAUGUCGCUGUUGGUCAUUGAACUUAUCACUCAGGUCCUGAGAGUCUUUGGUCUGUCUCCCACCAUCUCCCAACAGCUUUUGGGGGAAAAUGAUGUGCACAUCAACCUAAACUGUCUUUGCGUGGAGCUUCUCACCACCCCUCAAAAGUACAUCAGGUAUUUUGAUCCAGACACGCCGUGGAUUCACAAUCCCGAUAUCUCCCGGUCCGUCGAGUCGCUACCAUCGGCUCUGUACUACGCUGCCCACGCCGGCCUGGCUGAUUCAGUCAGACAGCUACUCGCCCAAGGGCUAGAUGUUGAUGCUGUAGGCGGCCGGUACGGGACAGCUCUGCAGGCAGCAGCCUGCAAAGGACAUCGGGAUGUCAUCAAAGUGUUGCUUGCUAAAGGAGCCCAGGUAAACCAGUAUGCGGGUGAUUACGGCUACGCACUGCAAGGGGCAUGCUGCUACGGCCAUGAAGAGUGCGCGACGCUGCUUAUUGACCACGGAGCGGAUGUUGAUGCUCGAGGCGGAGAGCAUCACACGGCGCUGCACGCAGCAGCGUUCAAUGGAUACGAGAAAGUUGUGAAGCUGCUGGCCGAGCGAGGUGCCACGAUAGACGUUACCGACUCACCCAACGGCCGUACCGCCUUGAUCGAUGCAGCAAGAGAAGGGCAAACAACCGUCGUAGAGCGCCUUCUCCAACUUGGGGCAAACAGUCUGAUCCGCGAUAUGGGCGGCUGGACGGCGCUAAAUGAAGCGGCGCCUGCGGGUUUUGACGCCAUCGUCCGCAUCCUCAUCGAGCACAACCCUUCCAUUCUAACGUCACGGGACCCCCUCGGCUAUUCAGCGUUGGACCACACCGCAGGACAGCAUCACGUGUCGACGGUCCGGUUGCUCUUGGAGAUGGGCAUUGACGUGAACUCAAAGACCAACGAGGGACGCACAGCCCUUUUCAGAGCGGUAAAAUUAGGAAACAGAGCCGUCGUUGACCUGCUCAUUAAGCACGGCGCCGUCGUGUCUUUGACGGACAGAGGGGGGUGGUCCGCCUUGCACAUAGCUGCGCACCAUGGGCAGGUGGAGGCGGGGGAGGCCUUGUUGCAGGCCGGGGCUCCGAUCCAUGGCGGCCCGGACGGCUGGACACCAUUACACAUUUCCAUACUGAGGAAACGAACCUGCUUUGUCAAGUUGCUGCUUGAGAGCGGCGCCGACGCCCAGGCCAAGACGGUCAACGGCGUGUCAGUCAUGGACUGCGUUGAUCUCCAUCACGAGUACCUAGCGGAGCCCGAAAAGGGGAGGCUCAAGAUCGACAACAUGUGGCUGACCAGGACGGGGCUCCGUAGUGCGGCGAGUCAUGGAAGGGAUGCCCGGAUCAGGGAGCUGCUCGACCGCGGCGCUGACAUCGAUGCGAGAGAUGAAGGCGGCUUCACUGCUCUCAUGUGGGCUGUAGAUGGCGGUCACUUGUCAACUGUGCGUCUCUUGGUCGAGAACGGCGCGGAUCUGGACGCGCGGAGCGAUCAAGAGGGCAACACUGCUCUCAUGUUGGCUGCGAUGCAAGUAAGCCCGUCAUCGGUUAUGCAUCUUUUGGUGGAGCAUGGGGCGGAUGUCAACGUGCGGAACAAUGACGGCGAGAGUGCAAUGGGCUAUCUUGACAAACACAAGCAAGCCGAUUGUAUAAAAUUACUCUGCGAAUAUGGUUACAGAGAGGAAGAGACCCCGCGGGAGAUGCCAGUCCUUGAUCCCAGUCAGGAGGUCCUCCAAAACAUCCGGAAGUUGCUGGAGGAAAGCAUAAAUCAUGUUAGAUAG